Messenger RNA from Aegilops tauschii subsp. strangulata, 1698 nucleotides. RefSeq names its product beta-glucuronosyltransferase GlcAT14B. NCBI's taxonomy places the organism in Eukaryota, Viridiplantae, Streptophyta, Magnoliopsida, Poales, Poaceae. The record is from RefSeq and is a predicted model, not a curated record. Gene Ontology annotation, molecular function: glucuronosyltransferase activity. Gene Ontology annotation, cellular component: membrane.
UGGUUACCGCCGUUCACCUGUCUGUACCGGCCAAAAAAUCCGGCCUUUUUUCCCCUGCCAAGCCGCCACCGCGGCUGCCUCCUCCCGCCGCCGCCGAUGAAGCCCAUCGUCGUCCACGCCGCCUCCGUGGACCGCCGGUGGCUGCUCCCUCUGGCCGUCGGCUCCGCGCUGUCGCUCUUCCUCCUCGUCCUCCUCACCACCGUCCCUCUCCCCUUCUUCCCCUCCUCCUCGCCCUCCCCGGCGCUCUUCGUCGAGCACAAGCUCGCCCCGACCCCGCCCGCCUCCCGCGCCGCCGGAUCCCUCCCCCGCAUCGCCUACGUCAUCUCCGGAUCCGCCAGGGACGCCUCCGCGCUCCGCCGCGUCCUCCUCGCGCUCUACCACCCCAGGAACCUCUACGUCCUGCACCUAGAUGCCGAGGCGCCCGAGUCCGACCGCCGGGACCUCGCCGCCGGCCUCGCGGCGCACCCCGUCAUAGCCGCCGCCGGCAACGUCCGCGUCGUCGAGCGGGCCAACCUCGUCACCUACCGCGGGCCCACCAUGGUCGCCAGCACCCUGCACGCCGCCGCCGCGCUCCUCUGGGGCCACUCCGGCGCCGGCGGGUCCGACUGGGACUGGUUCAUCAACCUCUCCGCCUCCGACUACCCGCUCGUCACGCAGGACGAUCUGAUCCAUGUCUUCUCCAAGCUGCCGCGUGAUCUCAACUUCAUCGACCACACCAGCAACAUUGGAUGGAAGGAGUUUCAGAGGGCGAAGCCGGUCAUCAUCGACCCGGGGCUCUACAUGAAGAAGAAGGCGGACGUGUUCUGGAUACCACAGCGCCGGAGCGUGCCAACAGCCUUCAAGCUCUUCACUGGUUCCGCGUGGAUGGCGCUGUCCAGGUCGCUGGUCGAGUACAGCAUAUGGGGUUGGGACAACCUUCCCCGCACCGUCCUCAUGUACUACUCCAACUUCAUCUCCUCCCCAGAGGGCUACUUCCACACCGUUGUCUGCAACGCUGAGGAGUUCAAGAACACGACGGUGAACCACGACCUGCACUACAUCUCGUGGGACAACCCCCCGAAGCAGCACCCGCACUACCUCACGAUGGACGACCUGGACCGGAUGAUCGCCAGCGACGCGCCCUUCGCCCGCAAGUUCCACGCGGACGAGCCCGUGCUCGACCGGAUCGACGCGGAGCUCCUGUCCCGCCGCGCCGGCCCGGACGCGCCCACGCCCGGAGGCUGGUGCGCGGGGACGCGGGACAACGGGAGCGACCCCUGCUCGGUCGUCGGGAACACCAGCUUCCUUCAGCCUGGCCGUGGCGCCGUGCGGCUGCAGCGGCUCGUCACGUCGCUCCUGUCGGAGGAGAAGUUCCACCCGCGGCAGUGCAAGUGAUGGCAUGCUUCUUCUGAUGCCAGAGCUGCCUGCGGUGUGAUGAUGCACGGAUCUCCUGCCGGCGAUGUACGCGCGGUUGAUUUGACCGCCCGCGGCUCGCCAUUUUGUCGGCUAGGCAGCAGACCGUGCCAUGUAUGAUGAUGUUGUACGAUUAGACCACGUAGCGUAAGUAGAGUUUGUUGUUGUAUCACCCACUUGUGUAAGACCAGUAAAGACCACGAGAUGAUGUAUCAUCGACUCGACGGUAUGAACCUGAAGACGGGAACUUGGCGAUGAAAGUUGUACCCACGCCUGCAUCUUGUAAAGGCCGCUGAUGUUUCUGAA